GGCUACAAAGCAGCAGAAAAAGAAAAAGCCAGCGCACAAUAAGCGCUGUUGCUGCAGAGCGGUUCCCCCCUUCACACGCAUUUCUCACAGAGCUCAUCAUAAAACCAAAACAUCGGUCCGCGAUGCUCUUUUUGGGGUUGAUAUUUUGUAAAUAUUAUGUCUAAGAGAGAUUUUUUGGGGGGCUUUCUGUGCGUGAAAAGUUCCCGCAGAGCGCGCAGCUCCGCAGCCGCUGUCUGCUGCUGUAGAUGCUGAGGAACUUCUCCUCAAUAAAAGCUGUAACAGAUCCCCUCGGGCCCCAGUAACAUCGGCAUCAUGACUUCAUCCACCAAAACCUUGGAUGGAGGCUGGGGAUGGGCAAUUGUUGCUGCGUCUUUCAUGGCCCAGCUUCUGUCCUUUGGAUCCCCCCAGUCCGUGGGGGUCCUGUACCCCGAGUGGUUGCACACCUACCAGGAGAGCAAGGCCAUGACCGCCUGGGUGGGCUCUCUGGUGGGAGGAGUGGGAUUAAUUGCCAGUCCCAUCUGCAGUGCCUGCGUUGACAACUUUGGAGCACGCCCUGUCACCAUCUUCAGUGGUGUGAUGGUGGCAGGCGGCCUGAUGCUCAGUGCCUUUGCUCCAAACGUCCAGUUCCUCAUAUUUUCCUAUGGAAUUGUUGUUGGCCUGGGUUGUGGUCUUGUCUACGCAGCCACCUUGACAAUCACCUGUCAGUAUUUUGACAAGAGACGCGGCCUCGCCCUCGGCAUCGUCACCACAGGCACAAGUGUAGGCGCCUUCAUCUAUGCCACCGCUCAGAACGAGCUGAUUGUCCUUUACGGCCUGGAUGGCUGCCUGCUAAUCAUCGGAGCCAUAGCACUGAAUCUCAUGGCGUGCUCUGGUUUCAUGAGGCCCCUCAACAUGCCUGGGUACUACAUCAAGCAAAAGGCAGCCCUCGAGCGAAACACGGAGGAGCAGCUCUUCAUGAAGCCACCUUUUGAUGACCUCAAGAUUGCAGUGGGUUCAGCAACGACCGCUCCAGAGAAACCUCUCACAGUGAAGGAGUUGCUCAUCACCAUUGAUUCCAAGGACUUGACGAUUCAAACAGAGAAAAAAGAGGGUCCCUUAGCUGGAUUAGCCAUCAUGAAAGCAAUCAAGAAAAAACACAAGGCUUACUGCAAGUACAUGCAGUCAUUGUACGAGAUCUUGCAGGACCAAGAAAUGGUGGCCUUCUGCAUUGCCAUCUUCUUGUUUAGCUUGGGGGCAUUCCCACCUGUCCUCUUUAUUGAGGAUGUGGCACAGAGUGAAGGACUCAUUGAAGAAGUUAGCAUCAUUCCUCUUGUAUCAAUAGGGGCUAUCAGCACCUGCAUAGGCAAACUAGCACUGGGUAUUAUAGUGGACUUCAAAUGGAUCAACGGUGUCUAUCUAUAUGCCUUCACAAUGUUUGCAGGAGGUUUGGCACUGCUCCUUAUCCCCAUCACCAAAAGUUAUAUUGGACUGCAGAUCCUUACUGCCAUUCUUGGUUUCUUCUCUGGAAACUGGUCGCUCACUUCUUACAUUACCACUAAAAUCGUUGGCUUAGAUAGACUGACACAAGCUCACGGCAUCCUAAUGUUCUUCGGGGGAUUCGGAAUCAUGCUUGGGCCCCCUGUUGUUGGGUGGUUUUUCGACUGGACGCAGUCUUACGACUUGGCGUUCUACUUUAGUGGGAGCUGCGUGCUGUUGGGAGCAUUUAUCCUUUUUCUACUCAGCCUUCCCUGCUGGAACAGGAAGUCCUCUGAGAAUAACAAACCCGAAGUCCAAUACACCUGCACCUGUGAAAAAGUUGCCUCAGUUGCCUGAAUUUAAGCACCUUUCACAAAGAUCCCGGCACUUGCUGCUCACAGACUGUUUUUUUGGACUAUGCUCAAACAAACUCUUAGAGAUUUUUUUUCUCUAAAUAUGCUGGGGAGUCUUCUGUAUUUCUGCUGCCAGAUUUCAAUAUACCAGGUUCUCAGGUUCAACCCACUUACAGCAGAUAUUUAUAAAGUGUUGACUCUAAAUCCUUUUAUGAAUAUUUUUCUUAUUAUUACCUCAUUUUACGAGGUUGGUAGAACAAUGUUGGUAAAAAACUCAAAAAAUUUCUUUUUUUAUUGUUGACUAUUUUUUCCUUUGGGUCUUAAAAGCAUAAAAUUAUGCCACCUAUGAACAUUCUGUAAAACAGAGUGUAACACAGUAAAAUGUGAUGUUGAAACGCACACAUAAUCACCCAUUUUAAGGUAGACAAUAGUUAAUUAUGUGUUGGUUGUAAGCUUUUUUUUGAUACUCAUAAAGGGUAAGUCUGAUAUUGUAUUUUGGUCUCAGUAAGUGAUCACUCCACUCUGUAUGUUACCAAAGCAUCUAGGAUAACCAAUGCCUGUUAUCAAAUAAUGCCUGUUAAAUCAACGUACAUGCCUUGCUUUCUUCUUAUGUUUUCAUAUGUAAUUGCAUUUUGUUUUAUGUUUUACAAUA
Molecule: messenger RNA, 2460 nt
Organism: Cyprinodon tularosa
Lineage: Eukaryota; Metazoa; Chordata; Actinopteri; Cyprinodontiformes; Cyprinodontidae
Gene: slc16a9a
Product: solute carrier family 16 member 9a
Exons: 6
Coding region: 313-1812 (499 amino acids)
Biological process (GO): transmembrane transport; monocarboxylic acid transport
Molecular function (GO): monocarboxylic acid transmembrane transporter activity
Source: RefSeq, a predicted model, not a curated record